Molecule: messenger RNA, 1113 nt
Organism: Monoraphidium neglectum
Lineage: Eukaryota; Viridiplantae; Chlorophyta; Chlorophyceae; Sphaeropleales; Selenastraceae
Product: N-ethylmaleimide reductase
Exons: 14
Coding region: 1-1113 (370 amino acids)
Molecular function (GO): FMN binding; oxidoreductase activity
Source: RefSeq, a predicted model, not a curated record
AUGUCAGCAGUCAAUGCGGAUUUGCUGUUCCAGCCUAUCAAGAUAGGCGGCAAGGACCUGAAGCACCGCAUCGUCUACGCGCCCCUCACCCGUAGCCGCGCCAUCAACAACGUUCCAGUACCCCAGGCGGCGCUGUACUACAGCCAGAGGGCGACCGAUGGCGGCCUGAUGAUCUCAGAGGCCACUGCUAUUUCCCCAGAGGCGUACGGGCUGGGCCCGCACACCCCAGGGAUCCACACCGUGGCCCAGGUGGAGGCCUGGAAGCCAGUGGUCAAGGCCGUCCAUAACAAGGGGGCCACCUUCUUCCUGCAGCUAUGGCACGUCGGCAGGGGCUCUCACAACGACUUCCAGCCAGGCGGUGCAGCCCCCGUUGCGCCCUCAGCUAUUGGCAUCACCGACAAGUGGGAGGUCUACACCACCAAGGGCGGCCCCUACAAGUACCCUAUGCCGCGCGCCCUGACUGAGGCGGAGAUCCCAGGCAUCGUGGAGGCCUAUGCCCAGGGCGCCAGGAACGCCAUCGCUGCCGGCUUUGACGGCGUGGAGAUCCCUGCAGCCAACGGCUACCUGCUGGCCCAGUUCAUUUCCAGCCUCACCAACCAGCGCACCGACAAGUACGGCGGAACGCUCGAGAACAGGGCCAGGCUGCUGUUUGAGGUGGUGGACGCCGUGACUGAGGCGGUGGGCGCGUCGCGCUUGGGCAUCCGGCUCAGCCCCUUUAACAAGUUCCUGGACUGCGUCGAGCCAGAGCCCUACGAUACCUACGGCUACAUCAUCAAGGCGCUCAACAAGUACGGCCUGGCCUAUCUCCACAUGGUGGAGCCCCGCGUGCUUGGGCUCCUGGAUGUAGAUGUUCCCGAGGGCGAGACGCUCCAGCCCUUCCGGGAGGCGUUCGACGGGCCCUUCAUCGCAGCGGGCGGCUUCAAGCCCGACACGGCGGCGGAGGCCGUUGGGACGCAUGCGGCGGACCUCGUGGCUUUCGGCCGUUGGUUCCUCUCCAACCCCGACCUGGUGAGGCGCAUCAAGCUGGGCGCCCCCCUCACCAAGUACAACAGGGACACCUUCUACACCCAGGACCCGGUGGUCGGCUACACUGAUUACCCCUUCCUAACGUGA